Solanum verrucosum is the source of this 783-nucleotide messenger RNA. RefSeq lists its product as uncharacterized. Gene Ontology annotation, molecular function: protein phosphatase inhibitor activity. The coding region runs from base 163 to 600 and encodes 145 amino acids. The record is from RefSeq and is a predicted model, not a curated record. Gene Ontology annotation, cellular component: cytoplasm. Lineage: Eukaryota; Viridiplantae; Streptophyta; Magnoliopsida; Solanales; Solanaceae. The transcript is spliced from 6 exons.
UUGUAUUUAUUUUUUUGGGAUUAUUUGAUCUAUUAAGACUGACCCCCAAGCACGUGAAUACGCGCUCUCUCUCUCUGUCUCUCUCGUUCUCCAUCCAUUGAUUGCUAGCACGAAGGGCGGAUCCAUAAUUUGAUUGGUGGUUGAAUCUGGGUGGUUGAAAGAAUGUCAGGCAUGGAGGAUGGAGCUGAAAAGUCAAACCCAUCCACCCAACAAGAAGAGGAAGUUGUUAAAAAGAAAUAUGGAGGAAUGAUACCUAAGAAGCCACCUCUAAUCUCAAAGGUAAGUCAUAGUAUUUGUCUGCUAGAUUGUUACUGUGAUUGGUGGCACAGUAAAUAUCAACAUUUUUUUGUGAGUAUUGCUUCUAUCUGUGUUAUAAACCACCUCUUUUGUUUUCAGGACCAUGAGCGUGCUUAUUUUGAUUCUGCUGACUGGGCUCUUGGAAAGCAAGGUGCAGAUAAGAAGCCCAAAGGUCCACUGGAGGCACUUCGCCCAAAAUUGCAGCCAACACAACAGCAAACACGAUACCGCAAGUCUCCUUGUGCUCCAUCAGAAGGUGAAGAUGGAAUUGCUCCGUCGGAGGAUCCAACUGCAAAUGAAUGAGAAGGAGAUGUUGACUCUUUGUCGAAAUGUCAUAAGCUGUUUACAUAUCUGCUCUUAAGAAUUUAAAAAAUAAAAAUGAUUCACGGGGUGUUUCAACUUUUACUCGAGGCUGGUAUUGUGUUGCUGUAACAUUGAUGUAGGAUAUUUUUCUUAUGCUGUCUAAUGAAACGAGUUUCCUGUUUG